Molecule: messenger RNA, 1335 nt
Organism: Moesziomyces antarcticus
Lineage: Eukaryota; Fungi; Basidiomycota; Ustilaginomycetes; Ustilaginales; Ustilaginaceae
Product: CC42_CANAL CELL division control protein 42
Exons: 3
Coding region: 1-1335 (444 amino acids)
Biological process (GO): small GTPase-mediated signal transduction
Molecular function (GO): GTP binding; GTPase activity
Source: RefSeq, a predicted model, not a curated record
AUGAAGUUGCGAUCUGACACGGACGAAUUUGGUGGUCGGCUGUGCCACCUGCAGACGCUGCAGCAGAGCGAGUCGCAACUCGCCCAAUUCGGCUUGUCCGCUGGUUCGCAUGGCAGCGGCCAUUGGGCGCAACGCAGCCACCCCGACCCGACACCACCAUCCAAUCUCUCUUUCUAUCUUUCCCUCUCCUCCUUACCUAUCCGCCACCUGCUGCUGCUGCUCUCUGCACCUGCGUCCUUGUCCAGCAUCUGCUCCGCAUCUGCACCGCCCAUCCGCUCCGGUCAGCCAUCGGGUCUCGCGGCAUCGCAAUCGCCCUCAGUCCCAUUAUCGGUCGACGCGAUCUCGGACGCAACCCCUCACUUCAGCACAUCUCGAUAUCGCGAGCCACAGGCCACCCCAUCGCCCCACUCUUGCACUCAAACGCUGCCUCUAUCGCUACAGCUCGCGCCUCGGAAGCCUGUCACGCCUCCGACCCACCGCAUCCCCAGCCAACCGCAAUCUACGCUGUUGCUCUCGCAUCCCAUCCAAAGACUUGAUAACACACACAUCACACCAGCAUACACACUCAUAGAACUUGUCAAUCGACAAUCGCUCGGCAAAGGCGACUCGAUGGAGGAUCCUGGCUUUGUGUCUUUAUCGAAGCCUGAAUGGUUCUCUGCUUUCGAUGCGGUCGAGGCUCGGAUGUUCCGCGACAUAUGCUGCAGAUCUGACCGCCCAAAUGUCUUGCUAUGCUUGCUGCCGCAUCUACAGAAAGACGCCAUGCAGACCAUCAAGUGCGUCGUCGUCGGAGACGGUGCGGUCGGUAAGACGUGCCUGUUGAUCUCGUACACCACCAACAAAUUCCCGUCCGAGUACGUGCCUACGGUAUUCGACAACUACGCCGUGACGGUGAUGAUCGGCGAGGACCCGUACACGCUCGGACUGUUCGAUACCGCGGGUCAGGAGGACUACGACCGACUGCGACCGCUGUCGUACCCGCAGACGGACGUGUUCCUGGUGUGCUUCUCGGUCACGUCGCCAGCGUCGUUUGAGAACGUCAAGGAGAAGUGGUUCCCCGAGGUGCACCACCACUGCCCCGGUGUGCCGUGCCUGAUCGUGGGCACGCAGGUGGAUCUGCGCGACGACCACGCGGUGAUCGAGAAGCUGGCGCGAUCCAAGCAGCGUCCCGUGCCGUUUGAGGCGGGCGAGCGCUUGGCGAGAGAGCUGGGCGCGGUCAAGUACGUCGAGUGCUCGGCGCUCACGCAGAAGGGAUUGAAAAACGUGUUUGACGAGGCGAUCGUCGCGGCACUCGAGCCACCUGUCAUCCGCAAGAAGUCCAAGUGCGCCAUCCUCUAG